AACCGGGAACAGAAGGCACAUGAGCAGCAGGCAGCAGACGGGGCCACAGCCGAACCAUGUCCCCAGGCCACUGAGAGAGGACAGGACCACCCGCCCCCUGGCUCCCCAAGUGCCAUGGGGCUGCCCCACAGCCACUGAGCAGGAUGGAGGGGCUCUGCCUGCUCUUGGUGACUCUCUCCACCGCAGCGCCCGGACACGGGGCAGCGAGCUGGAAGGCAGCGGUGUCGGCAGCCCAGGCACGUAAUGGCACCCCACACUUCAGCAUUCCCCCCGACCCCACGGAGCCGAUGGAACCUCGCAGCACCCCAGCAGGCAGGGCGGCUGGAAACACCUCAGUGGCACCAGCUCUUGGCAUGCUGCGGCUAGCCGGCGGCCAGAGCCGGUGCGAGGGCCGGGUAGAGAUGGAGCAGGCAGGUGCCUGGGGCACGGUGUGCGACGACGCCUGGGACUUGGCCGACGCUGACGUUGUGUGCCGGCAACUGCGCUGCGGCUGGGCUGUGCGCACCCAUGGCGGUGCUGCCUUCGGCUGGGGCACCGGACCCAUCCUGCGGGACGAGGUGCGCUGCAAGGGACACGAGGAGCAUCUCUGGGACUGCCCGGCUGAGCUGGAGCAUGACUGCAGCCACAAGGAAGAUGCUGGUGUGGUGUGUUCAGAGCACCAGGAGUGGCGGCUCUCCGGGGGCUGGGACGGCUGCGCCGGCCGGGUUGAGGUCUUUUUCCGUGGUACAUGGAGCACAGUGUGUGACAGCACGUGGUACGAGCUGGAGGCCAGCGUGCUGUGCCACACACUGGGCUGCGGGGAGCCCCUCCAGCAGCUCGCCUUUGGCCACACGCUGCCCGGCAGGAUGCUCUACCAGUGCGAGAGCCAGCAGCCCUCGCUGGCCCACUGCCAGUGGACCUACAACAAAUCGGCUCCAUGCCACCAGUCCCAAGCGGCUGGCGUGGUCUGUAAUGGCUCCCAGGGCUUGCAGCCACCAACCCCAAUGGCCACGAUGACACCAACCAACGUCACACUCCUGCACGCUGAGGAAGGCUCCCUGGCUGUGGGGACACAGUCCCCUCUGCACAUGCCCCUCUUCAUCCUCUGCCUGGUUCUGGCAGCACUGCUGCUGCUCACCGUGCUGGCCUUCACUGCCACCCUGCUGAGGGUGAGGAAGAGGAGCGCCCACACCAUGUCCUCCCACGGGCUAGCCGGUCCGGUCCUGGUGACCCACAGCACCCAGAACCCCAGUGCGCCCUCGGGGACCUCCAAUGACUACAGGGACAUGCCUCCCAGCCUUCCCAAAGGACCAGACGCACCAGACCCAGCCCCUCCCACUGCCAAGGACUCCGACUCUGACUCUGACUACGAACACUAUGACUUCAGCAGCAACCCGCCCGUGGCCCUUUCCACUUUCUACAACUCACUGCGCCAGCAGCCCAGCGAGCAGCUGCUCCCGCUGAUGCCCAGCCAGAACGGGAUGGAGCUGUUCCCUGCGGAGGUGCCGGCCAGGCUGGGCCCCCCAUCCUGUGGCAGGGGGAGCAGCUCCUCCACCUCCUCCUCCUCAUCCACCGAGCCCUACUGCAAUGACAGUGUGCCCCCCCAGCAUGCCUGGGCCUGCCCCCCACCCGCUGCCGACAGCACCUGCCAGCACGCAACACCCACCACCCAUGACUACAGCAACUACCCCAGCACAGCUCACCAAGCAACAGCCUGUGCACCCACCCCAGUGCUCUCCCCACCCUGGGUACCUGUGUCUCCAGCAGACCCUGAGCCCACCGACAGCUCCAGUACCUCCUCGGGGGAGUGGUAUGAGAAUGUGCAGGACACGGAACCACCGGGAGACCUGUCCUCAGACCCCAACUGGCCAGCUCCAUUUUUGCCCUUAGGGGGACACAUGCAGGACCCCAGCUGCUCUGAGGGCAGUGACUACGAUGACAUCCAGGGCUCUGCCUACUGAGGCUGCCUGAGCGCCACAGACAGAGGGUCAUGGCAGGGGACACUUGGCCAUGCGGCCAUGGACUUGCCAUGCCGCCGCCGUCUCCUCUGUGCCAGCACCGGUCCCAGUGGAUGCUCGGUGCAGGUGAGAUGUACCGGGCUGUAUGCUGCAAUUAAAAGCUUUUCCCAGUGG
Falco peregrinus (peregrine falcon) is the source of this 2111-nucleotide messenger RNA. It is a transcript of the gene CD6, whose product is annotated as CD6 molecule. The record is from RefSeq and is a predicted model, not a curated record. NCBI's taxonomy places the organism in Eukaryota, Metazoa, Chordata, Aves, Falconiformes, Falconidae. Gene Ontology annotation, cellular component: membrane. The transcript has 13 exons. The coding region runs from base 144 to 1940 and encodes 598 amino acids.